AUGGCUGGACUUGAGGAGAUGUGGGCUAGGUUUUCUUUGUCAGAGGAGGAAGAGAAGGGCGCUGAUGUUGUUGGACAAGAGGAAGCUAUCAUCCACUGUUUGGUUGGUAAGUUCUUCACAAAACGUGUUCUGAAUGUCGAUGCCGUGGCUUGCACGUUUAAACCUCUAUGGGGACCUAGGGGUAAACUUAAAAUCCAAGAUAUAAGAAAUAAUAUACUGCUGUUUGAGUUUGAGGACUGUCUCGAUCUGGAGCAUGUAUUAGAACUGGAGCCAUGGUCAUACAAUAAACAUCUGGAGGUGUUUCAAAGAACUUUGGUGGCUAAGGCGGCUCCCUCACUUGAUUAUUCUUGUUCGUCUUUUUGGAUUCAGAUUCAUAACGUUCCUGCACAUCUAUUAACGACUGAAACUGGUGAUUCCGUGGGUAGGAUGUUGGGUAGGGUGCUUCAAGUAGCCGACCCAGAAGAUGAUGGGGCUGGGGGAGAAUUUUUGCGGGUUCAAAUAAGCUUAGACAUAUCAUGA
Molecule: messenger RNA, 519 nt
Organism: Quercus lobata
Lineage: Eukaryota; Viridiplantae; Streptophyta; Magnoliopsida; Fagales; Fagaceae
Exons: 1
Coding region: 1-519 (172 amino acids)
Source: RefSeq, a predicted model, not a curated record